CUGUUUUGUAGCCUGCUAUAAGGUUAUAAAUGUCAGAGUUCAUGAUGAGUUUCUUAUUCCUUCCUUGUAGAUCAGUAGAGACUCCACAGAGCCCUCCACACCAAAAGACACAGUUAGUUCCCUCUGAAGGUGAUUCAGCUAAUCAGGCAAAUAGUGAAGUUAUACCUCCCAAAAAAGAUGCUCAGCCUGAGGGGUCAACAGUGGAGACUACAGAUGAUACAAAGCCCCAAGCAUCCUCAGAAGAACGUGCCCAAACUGGUGAGGCACAACCAGAAAAAUCAGAGGCUGUGUCUCCUGUGGAGCCAGCUGAGCAAUCAGUUGCCGAAACAACUCCAGAAAAGAAGGAAGAAUGUGUUGAUACACCUGUUGACCAGUCAAAGGUAGAACACAAUGAGGAGGCUGUUGAGGCCUCUACAGCUUCUCAUGCAGAAGUUAUCCAAAAUGGUGAGACACAGCCAGUUUCAAAGGAAAAAACAGAAGCAGUGUCUCCUGUGGAGCCAGCUGAACAACCUGUGGUCGACACAACUGCAGAAAAGAAGAAAGAACAUGUCGACGCACCAGUUGACCUGUCAGAUGUAGAAUACAAUAAGGGGGCUGCUGAGGCAUCUGCAGCCAUUCACGUGGAAGCUCCUGUUGCAAAAACCUCAGCUGAGGCAGCGACAGAGGAGAGUAAAGAGGCUGCUGAGGUCCCUGCUGUGCUCACAGUCGAACUAAAACCCGAAGUAGAACCUUCAACUGAAACAGAGCCAACAAAUGUGACAAAUCACGAGCCUGCAGGAGAGGAAUCAACUACACAUCCAGCAGAGGGGAGUUGUGAGAAAUGUCCUCCAGAAAAGUACACAGAAGAAACUGUUGAAGCUGUAGCUGAGGUUGUGGAGGAGUCAUUGCCUGAAACUCCCGCUGUGACUAAUGCGGCAGCAGCAGCACAAGAAGCUGCUAUCCAAAACAGCAUGGCACCUGUCCCUGAUUUACUGGCUGAUACUGUAUCCGAAUCGCCCACUCAACCUGCUACUGAUACUGCUGUCAAGUCUGUAGAGUCUGCAGCACCAGCACAGUCAGCUCUAAACACCAGAGCUGAAGAAGAAAGCAAGGGUGAAGUCCAAGCUGCUGUCGAACCAGCACCCGAGACUACAACAGAUCAUGCGACGGAGAUGAAGAUCGAGGAUGCUGUUGAACCUGCGACAGCUUCAGAUGUUGAAGCUGUUCAGGAUAAGAUAGUUGUAAAAGCCAUUGAACUGACAGAUGCAUUAGAUGUGGAGGCACCCACAGCUGAAGCUGAUCCUGAACCCGGGGAAGAUCCAAAACAAUCCCACUCAGAGGAGGUGAAACCAGAUCAAAAGUCUGAUGAUGCCAACAACACUGAAACGUUUGAAAAACCUGUGGAGGAGCAACAAUCUACACAAACUCUGAAUAAGACCAGGGAUGGCAAAGCAGUUUGUUCAUUCUGUGACGAAAUAAUUGACGGAAGUGUCAAGAUCACAUUCAGCGAACCUCUGGUGAGCUACCACCCUGAAUGUCUAAAGUGUGGUGUGUGCGCUGAGGCCCUGGGAGAUUUGUUGACUCCCAUGUUCCUGCAUGACCAACUGAUCCACUGUGGUGGAUGCUUUGCGAAAGCUCUCUAGACCUGAAGCCAUAACUGGGACAAAUGUGUCGCCUUGGAAGACUCAAAGCACACUGUGAUAAAUGUGUUGUUUGGACUGAGAACCUCACCGCUGUUGCCUUCACUCUGUAUCUUUCUUUUGAACCAGUUUCCCCACUGGAAGUUUUUAGGACACAGUGUAUUGUCAGGAUGAACUAUUCUGUAAUGGAACGUUUGAGCAGCAUAUUGUUUAUUGCCAAAGAUGAUUAAAUGAAAUACUUAACAAUCAA
Messenger RNA from Thunnus maccoyii (southern bluefin tuna), 1869 nucleotides. Its product is annotated as zinc finger protein 185. The transcript is spliced from 6 exons. The record is from RefSeq and is a predicted model, not a curated record. The coding region runs from base 30 to 1622 and encodes 530 amino acids. Lineage: Eukaryota; Metazoa; Chordata; Actinopteri; Scombriformes; Scombridae.